Messenger RNA from Paramacrobiotus metropolitanus, 3664 nucleotides. RefSeq names its product vacuolar protein sorting-associated protein 41 homolog. Gene Ontology annotation, molecular function: protein binding. Gene Ontology annotation, cellular component: HOPS complex; late endosome. The coding region runs from base 505 to 3336 and encodes 943 amino acids. Lineage: Eukaryota; Metazoa; Tardigrada; Eutardigrada; Parachela; Macrobiotidae. The record is from RefSeq and is a predicted model, not a curated record. Gene Ontology annotation, biological process: cellular response to starvation; endosomal vesicle fusion; vesicle-mediated transport. The transcript has 6 exons.
UGCGAAAAUUAGUGCUCAGUCGAAGGCUAGUUAAUGUAUUUACAGUAUGUACAUACUACAUGGUGUUUCCUAAAACUGUAAAGUGUAAAGCCAAGUUUACACGGCAUGAAUGAUAGUUGCUACAAUUAAACUUUAAAAAUAAAAAGAAAGCAAGUGCGUCCUUGUAUAAAACCUCUCAGAUUUUUGACUCUGUCUGUACAAGAACCGUUGCGAAAGGUUCCAAAACUGCGUCUGUAGCAGUACAGCUCUGUAUGUUUACGUAUAUCUAUAUCGUAUAUCUAUAUCUGUAGAAAUUAAUCGUUAAUACACCUACAGUCGUUCUUGAAUUUAUAGGGCUGUUCAGCGUGUUCUCGAACCCUUCCAACUUUUCCGAUUUUGAUUAUUGUACUUACUUCUUACGGAAUUUUAGACGUUCUAGUAUGUCACCGCCUUACCGACCAAGAACGAUGAAGUGAGGCUCUGCAUGCAUCCUCCGCUGUAUAUUUUUUAUGCCUGUCGGUUACGAUGUCGAAAAGUCCUCCCAGCAGCUCGGGGACUGAGCUGCCCUCUUUUGCCACGACAGUCUUGUCUAGAGCAGCUGAUAUUGCGAGUAAUGUGUCGGAUCUGUUGGCUGAAUCCUUCAAUCCGAUCAGCAGUCCAGCGGUGUUUGAAAGCGAUGCCAGUGUAAGGGAAAGCAGCAAUGUUCCAUCAGUCGCUGGGGAUUCUGGUUCCCAGGAUAUCCGCGAUGAUCAUAGUAGCAGUCCCGAAAUGCCGAUGAGCAACGGUAGUGCUUCCAUUGAUAUCGACGAAGCGGAAGAUGACACGCACGACGUCGAACCUAAAUUUAAAUACGAGCGGCUUUUCCCCGAUAGAAACAUUGAAUCCGCGAAUAUCUUGUUCCGGGACAGUGCUACAGCACUCGCGGUACAUCCCAAAUUAUUGGCACUGGGCACGAAAAAUGGGGAAAUUCACAUACUGGAUUUACAAGGGAAUAGGAUAUCGCUAAGCGUUCCUGUUCCGAAACAUGCGGGUCCCGUUAACGAUAUAUCCCUGGAUGAAGCAGGGGACUACAUGGCGUCCGCCGGUGAUGAUGGCAAAGUAUUUGUUCAUGGUUUAUACCACACGGAUGACAAUUACCAAGUCAAGCAUUCGGAACCAGUGAAAACUGUGGCCAUUUGUCCGAACUUCACGGCAUUCGGCCUCUCCGUAGCCAACAAGAGCAUGGUGUUCGGCUCACGGCAGCUUAUUUUGUGUGAAAAACGCUUUCUGGGGACUAAAUUAACAACCUUGGAUCCGGGCGACGGGCGAGUGACUCGCAUUAAAUGGUUUGGAAAUUUUUUAGCCUGGGGUAACCGAUCCGGUGUGAAGGUAAUGGAUAUGAAAGAGAAACAGGUGAUUGGUCUAAUUCCCAAAGAUCAGCGGGAUGAUGGUAAUGAUUACCCGAACAAGUGUGAAAUUUUCUGGAUGGAUUCACGAACACUGCUGGUCGCAUGGCCGCAUGUGUUCAGUGUGUGCGCCAUUCGGGAUAGGAGAAAAUUAUCCAAUUCAUCCUUGAGUUCCGGGGGGCUAACCAAGCUGCCAAACUUUGAACUGGUGAUCAACAAGCUCAUUCAUACAGAAUUUGCUAUUGCGGGUAUUGGGCCCUAUGUAGAAGAUCAGUUUGUAUUGCUGGGAUAUAAUAUUGUUUCCAAAGAGGAUGACAAGAAAGUGCAGAUGCGGAUUGUAAGGCCGAAGUGGGAAGAAUUUGAGGAUGUGACCUGUGAUGAACUUCCUCUGCGAGGAGCUUUAUACGCCACGUAUGAAGAUUAUAAGCUGCAAAGCUUGCCAGAAGAUGGUUUAUAUUUUAUUGUGAGCCCAAAGGAUGUCGUGGUAGCUAAGCCUCUGGACCUUGACGAUGUGAUUGACUGGCUACUGGAGCGCGGCCGGCACGAAGAAGCUAUGAAAGUAGCUGGUAAAAAUAAUGGGCGCACGCUGGUACGACACAACAUACGGGACAUCGGACGACAGUACGUGGAUUAUUUACGAUUGAAAGAUAAUUACGAAGAAGCGGCACGCGUUUGUCCUAAAGUGCUGGGUAAAGACCGAAUUGCGUGGGAAGAGCAAGUGGCAGAGUUUUAUCGUGCUGGCAAACUACGAAUUCUAGCACCGUACAUGCCGCGCUCCGCCGACUUCCAGUUGACCCCCGGAUUGUAUGAACUUGUGCUGGCAUCCUUCCUGCAGGAUGACCACGAGGGAUUUCUUCGAAUGGUGAAGGAAUGGCCAGCGACACUUUACAAUGUCCAAGCCAUUAUUAACUCUGUGAUCGAAUUCCUGCUCAGGGAUCCUAACCAGAAGGUCUUGCUUGAAUCGCUUACCACUUUAUAUACGCUAGUGGAACAGUACGAUAAAGCGCUUAAAAUCUGCGUAAAACUCAAACAUCCAGACGUAUUUGAGUUAAUCAACAAGCGCAGUUUAUACAAAACCAUCGUUGACCAACAGUUGCUCGUAGCCUUAAUGGAUAUUGAUGCUGAACAAACUGUGCGUCUGUUGACGGACAAUAAUGAACGCAUUCCCAUUGCCAGUGUCGUUACACAACUGCAGAGCCGACCUCAGUAUUUGCUUCAAUAUCUGGACAGGCUGUUCCAGAUGAAUAAGACCAUCGGGAAAGAAUACCAUGACAUUCAAGCUCGCCUCUAUGCUGAAUAUGAGCCAAAAAAGCUGCUGCAUUUUAUGCAAAACAGCAAACAUUUUAUGCUCAAUACGGCCUUUGAAGUGUGCGAGAAGAAGAAUAUGUUUCCCGAAAUGGUGUACCUCUUGAGUAGGGUAGGUAGUCGAAAAGAAGCAUUGGAUUUAAUUUUACUACGACUUGGAGAUAUUGGACGAGCAAUUGAGUUUUGCAAGGAACAGAACGAUAACGAGCUAUGGAUGAUCUUGAUAAAUUAUUCCUUGGAUAAACCUGAUUUUAUAACCGUGUUAUUGCGUAAUAUCGGAACACAUGUUGACCCUACCAUUCUAGUCCGUAAGAUCAAGAAUGGACUACAAAUACCUGGCCUGCGUGAUUCUCUUGUUCGAAUUCUGCAAGAUUACAACUUACAGAUAACCUUGCGAGAGGGCUGUCGAAAGAUUAUGGUCAGCGAUUGUUAUCAACUACUGGUGAAGUUGCUUAAAUUACGCCAACGCGGAUUUUCUGUUGAUUCGGAAUCGGUCUGCCACAUCUGUAAGAACCAUGUCGUUCUUAAAAAGAAUUCCUCCUCUGAUCUUGAUGGUGGAGUAACCGUCUUCCAGUGUAAACAUGCAUUCCACACAGAUUGUGCUCUGACGUCUGGAGUGGGAUGCCCUGUAUGUGCUCCCAAACGGAAAUAUGAUUUUUUUACUUAAAAUUGUUAUUUUAUUUUUUUAUCUAUUCAAGAAAUUUUCAGUCAAGUAAUCGCAGUCUGUGAUCCGGGCAUAUGUUUGAUUCUGAUUUGGUUGCAUUGUUUUGAAAAAUAAAGCGCGCAUAUGUGCAAGUAUACCUAAUAUUUAUUGUCAGUUGGGAAUCCAUAAUAUAUCGGUAAUUCAAAUUUCAUUACUUACUACAAAGCUGUUUAGUGUGACCAUAAUGCUUUUACUAGCUAAGUAAAAGCAUUAUGGUGUGACUGCUGGGUCGGUCGCAUGAUGCGAAGUUGGGUACCGUGUGGGUAUUACGCAAUGCCAAGAAAUCAUUUUC